This is a messenger RNA of Dissoconium aciculare CBS 342.82, 1584 nucleotides long. RefSeq names its product peptidase M24. The coding region runs from base 257 to 1531 and encodes 424 amino acids. NCBI's taxonomy places the organism in Eukaryota, Fungi, Ascomycota, Dothideomycetes, Mycosphaerellales, Dissoconiaceae. The record is from RefSeq and is a predicted model, not a curated record. The transcript is spliced from 5 exons.
CUGCCCCACCAAAAACACCCACAACUGGGCGGCCGCACACAAAAGCAGCACGCCUGGAUGCACGCCCGCCAUCCACAUUGCAUUUUCGCCCCGACGCCUGGGAUCGUUACUCCGCAGACCCGUGACUUUUCUGCUGCUUGGGACCAACUGCUGCUGCCGUCAUUAUUCCCUCUCUCUCUUCUGGCUCAGUCCUCAAACUUGUGGGCAUCUCAAUUGAAACAAUAACCUCACAUCAAUUCACCUGAUCUCGCCCAACAUGGCUGAUCAAGCCGCCGCCGCCGAUUACACGCUCGCGAACCCGGACACCCUCACCAAAUACAAGACUGCCGCCCAGAUCUCGCAAAAGGUUCUCGAGACCGUCUCGGGAUGGUGUGUUGAAGGCGCGAAAAUCCUGGACAUAUGCCAAAGGGGUGACAAGCUUCUCGCCGAGGAGGUCACAAAGGUCUACAAGGGCAAGAAUGUCACCAAGGGCAUUUCUCACCCGUGUACCGUUUCCCCGAGCACUUACGUGACGCCAUACACUCCGCUGGUUUCGGAUGCCGAAGAGGCAGAGGUUGCGCUGUCCGCCAACGAGGCAGUCAAGAUCCAGCUGGGUGCACAGAUUGAUGGCUUUGGCGCCAUCGUCUGUGACACAGUCGUCGUCCGCGCCAAGGAUGACUCGGAGAAGUCGCUAUCCGGACGAGAGGCAGAUCUUUUGCUCGCGACAUACUACGCCAAUGAGCUUCUGUUGCGUCUACUUUUGCCGCCAGGUCUUUUGGCUCAGGGAACAGACGAGGAGAAGAAGAAGGCGCAAGCGGUGAAGCCAUACAGCCAGUCUAAGAUCACACAGCUGCUGGAAAAGGUGGUGAAGAGCUUCGACUGCAACUUGGUGGAGAACACAACUUGCUGGUUGUUCGAGAGGAAUGAAAUUGAGAGCAAGAAGAAGAUUAUUUUGGCACCCGGAGAAGGCGUCAAGGGCGAGGGCCUUCCCGAGGUGGGCGAUGUAUGGGGUGUGGAAGUCGGUGUCAGUCUCGGUACCGGAAAGGUCAAGACCUUGCCCAAGAGAGCCACUCUUCAUCGACGAACCGCCAUCACGUACGGUCUCAAGCGACCCAGCUCUCGCGCCACUCUGUCCGAGAUUCAAAAGAAGUUUGGUACUUUCCCCUUCAGCUUACGGCAGCUCGAGGAUGAGCGGGCUGGUAAAGUCGGUAUCGUAGAGUGUGUCCGAGGUGGUGUUGUGCGCCAAUACGAGGUCAUCGGAUCUGCCGAUGAGCAGCCCGUGAGCAGACUUUUCACCACAGUUGCGAUCACCAAGAAUGGCGUCCAAAAAAUCUCAGCCCCAGCAGCUCCUGACACUUCGUUAUGGAAGUCGGACAAGAAGAUCACCGAUGAGGAGAUCUUGAAGCUUUUGGAAUUACCAUUGGCCAAGGCCACUACUUCAAAGCCUAAGAACAAGAAAAAGAAGAAGAAGGCUGCGAAGAAGGCCGCGCCAAAGGAGGCAGAGGAGGAAGACGAUGACGAGGACGAUGACGAUGAUGAAGACGACGAGUAAUAUCGCCCGGCUUCAACUUCUGCGAUGCUGUGAUGAAUAGCAUAUUGGGAUGA